Messenger RNA from Portunus trituberculatus (swimming crab), 612 nucleotides. RefSeq lists its product as uncharacterized. The transcript is spliced from 5 exons. Lineage: Eukaryota; Metazoa; Arthropoda; Malacostraca; Decapoda; Portunidae. The coding region runs from base 1 to 393 and encodes 130 amino acids. The record is from RefSeq and is a predicted model, not a curated record.
AUGCACCUAGCAAGAGACAGAGACGGGUGCCGCUCCAUGAUUACCCAAGUCCAAGUGGAUGUGGGACGCUGGGGUGGACGUGUGCUGCCAACAGCACUGCGUCCCAAAGGCACAGCGAAGGGAGCUCCUACUACCGAUUCGCCAUGCCCAGCUGGUGACGCCAGAUGGUCCUACAGUCGAUUAGUCGAACUCCGACCCGAACAUGACGACACCGAGGGAGACAUCCCAGGAGGAACAACAGGUUCAGGAGAGCAAAUGAAUAGUGGCAGAGGGAGAGGUGUGAUGUCAGUUCCUGUCAGUGCCAUUUUUGCUGCUUUGUUCACCCCUUCUCUGCAUCAGACACCAGAAUGGAUUGAGAGGAGAGGGGAAAACUCAAACCCAUUAACCACCUAGCAGCUGCUGUAGGGACCAAGAGCUUUCUGCCAAUACUAGUAUGGCCGCCGGCCGACCAGAUUGACCUAACUUUUCCCCCACCUCAUCCUCUCCUGUCAUCUUUCUUCCAAGGUUAAAAUGAAAGAAGAUUAACGUAUAACUACUGAGUAUAUCAUAAUUAAGCAUCACUACCCACCAGCCCUCUCACCUCCCUGCAGCUGUACUAAUGACAAGCAGUAG